Messenger RNA from Impatiens glandulifera, 3446 nucleotides. Its product is annotated as 3-phosphoinositide-dependent protein kinase B-like. The record is from RefSeq and is a predicted model, not a curated record. Lineage: Eukaryota; Viridiplantae; Streptophyta; Magnoliopsida; Ericales; Balsaminaceae. Gene Ontology annotation, molecular function: protein kinase activity; ATP binding; protein binding. The transcript is spliced from 8 exons. Gene Ontology annotation, cellular component: cytoplasm. Gene Ontology annotation, biological process: signal transduction; protein phosphorylation. Bases 217 to 2808 code for a protein of 863 amino acids.
UCUCAUGAAUGAUUGGAUGUAUUCGGGAAAUCAACGGUUGAUGCUGUCAGUUUUUACUCAAUUUUUGUAUGGAUUCAUAUAGGGAUUGGGUUGGAUUGGAUUGGAUUGGAUUGUUCAGCUGAAAUGAGGAAAACCCAUAAAAUAAAACCCUAGAUUUGUCUUCUCUGAAUGUAUAUCUGUUCCCAUUUUUACACUUAUUGGUUUAUGAUAUUAUAGAUGGCUUUCGAUCCGAACUCUGUGCCUAUGGAUUUGCGUCAAUUGAAUAUAGUAAGAGCAAUGCCUGAAGAGACUCGAAAUACUCCGGUUACAGCACCAGGAAGGAUCGUCGAUGGUUACCAUGUAAAUGUAAAUACCUCUCAUGUUUAUUAUCCGCCGGCAACAAUAUCUGGUGAUUCAGGUUUUAUCCAGCAACAAUAUUUGCCGCCAGCCGGCUGGUGCCCUUCUCCUCAUAUGCCAUUGCCUCCAUCAUCAUCAUCAUCCAGUGUUCCUUCAAGUGAUGACUUUGGGGAUGAUUCUGUUUCUGGUAGGAAAGUGAAAUUCCUGUGUAGUUUUGGCGGAAAGGUUUUCCCAAGGCCUAGUGAUGGAACAUUGAGAUAUGUUGGUGGGCAUACCAGGAUCAUUAGUGUGAGGAAAGAUGUGAGUUUCAAUGAAUUAGUUCAGAAAAUGGCUGAUACUUAUGGACGAAGUGUUGUGAUUAAGUAUCAGUUGCCAGAUGAGGAUCUGGACGCGCUUGUGUCGGUUUCCUGUCCAGAUGAUUUGGAGAACAUGAUGGAUGAGUACGAGAAGCUGACUGAGAAAUCGUUAGAUGGGUCGGCUAAACUGAGAGUCUUCUUGUUCUCAUCUUCGGAUCUUGAUUUGGCUGGAAUGGUUCAUUUUGGUGAAGUGCAAGAUAGUGGUCAGAAAUAUGUGGAAGCGGUUAAUGGGUUGAUAUCAGAUGUUAGUUUAACAAGUUUAUCUUCUAACCAGCAUUCAGACGUCAAUUGUUACUCUGAGGUUCUUGACAAUGUUGUUUCUUAUGUGGAACCAUCUGGUAAUAGGUUUGGAAUUCAUGCCGAACCCGAACAAGAACCUAUUACACCAGUUAACUUCCAACCUGCUGGAACUUAUUUGCAAGCAUUUGGCUCUCCUCAUUUCAAUGUGAAACCGAAUAAUAAUAUGGUUCAGACAUCGUUUUUGCAACCUCAAGAUUUCAAUGUUUCUCCCCAUGGGGUCCCGGUUAUGUCUGAAAGAAACCCGAGUUUUAAUAAUUGCUAUACGUGUGAAAGUGUAUUGCCUCGUGCCCAUUCAGAUCCGGUUGCACAGGGUCUUAGGGAAAGUCCUAUGAGUAAUAAUGUGUCGGAUAUGAACCGAGUUUAUCAUACUAUCCAAUCGGAUGAAAUGAUAACUGGUCAUCUCAAGAACAAGUCAUUGUUGGGUUCUAGUCUAUUGGGGGUUUAUAAAGAAGAUGAUAGAGAAUUGGAUGGAAAAUUAUCUGAAUUUACACAUAAAGAUCCUUUCUUUCAAUGUUCAACCACAAGUGAGAUUUUCUUGCCUGAUUUUUACCAGCGGGAUUCACCCAAAGUGACGACGAAUUUGGGGAUUCAUUCUAUGCCCUCUGAUCAGGAAUCUUCUUAUGAAAAUACAAUAUUUUCUCUUGUCGAUCAAGCUGAUGGAGGAGGGGAUACUUCAAACUCUCUUUUCAGUAACCAGGAUCCCUGGAAUUUGUGUUAUGAUACUCAUCUUACCCUACCUAAACCUAAUCAGCAUUCUCAAAUAAGCAAAGGAUCAGCUGAGGAACAGAUCAAGCACGAACUUCAAGCUGUUGCUGAAGGUGUAGCAUCUUCCGUUCUUCAGGCACCAAUACAUCGGAAUCCUUCCAACCCGGACUUAACUGGAAACAAUGAGAGAAAUUCCGAGGAGAAAAAGAUUAAUUUUGGAUUCCCAAUUUCAGAUGGUAUUGGAAGAUUACAGAUAAUAAAGAACAGUGACCUUGAAGAACUUCAAGAACUGGGUUCUGGAACUUUCGGUACAGUCUAUCAUGGGAAGUGGAGAGGCACUGAUGUCGCGAUUAAAAGGAUUAACGAAAGGUGCUUUGCUGGAAAAGCUUCAGAAGAACAUCGAAUGGUAGAUGAUUUCUGGAAUGAGGCGAUCAAGCUUGCUGAUUUGCACCAUCCAAAUGUAGUCGCCUUUUAUGGUGUUGUCCUCGACGGUCCUGGAGGUUCUGUGGCAACAGUUACGGAAUAUAUGGUCAAUGGUUCACUUAGAACUGCUCUACAAAAGAAUGAAAAGAGUCUAGAUAGGCGUAAGCGUCUUUUGAUUGCUACGGAUGUGGCGUUCGGGAUGGAAUACUUACACGGAAGAAAUAUAGUUCAUUUUGAUUUGAAAAGCGACAACUUGCUUGUUAACCUACGCGAUCCUCAUCGUCCAAUAUGCAAGGUUGGUGAUCUUGGCCUGUCGAAGGUGAAGUGUCAUACAUUAAUAUCGGGUGGGGUACGAGGAACACUCCCUUGGAUGGCUCCGGAGCUUCUGAAUGGAAGCAGUAGUCUCGUAUCUGAUAAGGUUGAUGUCUUCUCAUUCGCAAUCGUGAUGUGGGAGCUCUUAACCGGUGAAGAACCAUACGCAGACUUACAUUAUGGAGCCAUUAUAGGUGGGAUUGUGAGCAACACAUUGCGUCCUGCUGUGCCCGAAUCAUGCGACCCGGAGUGGCGGUUACUAAUGGAGAGAUGUUGGUCUUCCGAGCCGUCAGAGAGACCGAGCUUCACUGAUAUUGCUAAUGAACUUAGAGCCAUGGCCACUAAGAGUACUCCUCAAUCAUCUCCCAGAAACUGAUAGAGAUGAUGAAGAAAAUGGUAUUAUUAUUAUUUUCUUUAUACUUGUAGAUGUUAUUGAAUGGAUGAGACGUGUAAAAGACGUGUAAGUUUUUAGGUAUGUUUCCAUGGAGUUUCCUCCUUUCUUUCUUCUCUAGAUAUGUAUAAGAUGGAUCGAUCAAAUCGACCCAUAUACAGCAACAGGGAAACAAGUUAUCUUUUUAUGUCAAUGGGUCAAGGGGAGGAAGAUGAACCAUUGAAGAAGAUCAAAGAUGAUGAUGAUGAUGAUGAUGAUGAAUAUGAACCAGACGGAAGAAGAAGCAUUAAUGGAUGCUUUGAUUAUUAUGAUAAGUUGUUUGAUCGGUUGAAGGGGACAUGGUUGGGAGAGAAAUUUAAGAAAAUGAAAGAGUUUUCAGAAAUGAUGGCUGGGCCUAGAUGGAAGAACUUCAUAAGGAAGAUCGGAAUUAAGAAGAAACAGAGGAAUCUGUAUCAGUACAGUCUGGAGAGCUAUGCUAUGAACUUUGAAGAUGAUGAUCAUGAGAUCAUCAUCAUCAUGUUCGUCGUGACUAUCUUACGCCUAUAGAUCUUCAUCCUACAGAUCGCCCACUUAUUUGAUUGUAAUAAUCAAAUUAUAAAAUCAUUAUAGAUUCAUUGUUCUUC